AUGGCCUCCCCAACACCCCCAUCAACCCUGACCACCUCAGGCUCACCGAGCCAAGCUCCCGCCGAGAAACCCUCCUCUCCACCCGUCAACAUCCUUCCAUCCCCGCUCGCGCAGGUAUACUCCUACGCGCACCCGCCAGUUCUGCUGGGACUAUGUGCAUGGCGGUUCGAGGGGCUGGUUGCUGACCCCGUGCGGGAGCUUCUUGCAGAUUUGCCUUGGCUGGCUGCCCUGCAAAUCGCUUAUGUGAUGCUUUGUCUCCCGCCGGCUGGGACGGUAUCCGCGGAAGCUGGCUCUGCAACUGAUGAGGAGAAGAAGAAGACUCCCCGGUCACCUGCAGGGCCCUCCCUUCGCCCUGGAAAGCCUGGGUACCGGCGGAAGCACUCAUCGGGAAAGAGCUCUUGGGCGUCUGCUUGGGCCAAGUUAAUGCCUGCCUUCCUCUCACUUUCUCUCACAUCUCUCCUCGCCACCCCCUUCAUUGCCGUCCUCCUCGUUCUCUUCGGUGCCCCGCUCACCACUCACAAUGCGGAGACGCUCCUCUGUGCAGCACACAUGGCCCUUUUGUCCGCAACCGGACUGGUCUAUGUACACGGCGUGGAUGCCUCAGUUUGGAAGGAAGUCUGGGGAAUAUCCCGUCCCGCGGACGCAGUCUGGGGUAGCGCUCUGGGUACCGGCCUAGGUGCAUGGUUCGGAGCUAUUCCGAUCCCGCUUGAUUGGGACCGCCCAUGGCAAGCCUUCCCCAUUACCAUUCUUACCGGCGCCUACAUCGGGUACGCUGUCGGAUCAUUGAUCUCUCGGACGCCGCUCCUUUAUGGAAAGCGGAUCCAGUUUGCGCCUGAGCCGGCUGAGGAGGGUGAGAAAAAGACUAAUUAG
Penicillium daleae is the source of this 870-nucleotide messenger RNA. Its product is annotated as PIG-F family protein. Gene Ontology annotation, cellular component: endoplasmic reticulum membrane. The transcript is spliced from 3 exons. Bases 1 to 870 code for a protein of 289 amino acids. NCBI's taxonomy places the organism in Eukaryota, Fungi, Ascomycota, Eurotiomycetes, Eurotiales, Aspergillaceae. Gene Ontology annotation, biological process: GPI anchor biosynthetic process. The record is from RefSeq and is a predicted model, not a curated record.